Messenger RNA from Laetiporus sulphureus 93-53, 1995 nucleotides. RefSeq names its product cytochrome P450. The transcript has 12 exons. The record is from RefSeq and is a predicted model, not a curated record. Gene Ontology annotation, molecular function: monooxygenase activity; iron ion binding; heme binding. Lineage: Eukaryota; Fungi; Basidiomycota; Agaricomycetes; Polyporales; Laetiporaceae. Bases 1 to 1632 code for a protein of 543 amino acids.
AUGGUGUCAAAUGCUGUCCUCACUGAUACAGCGCCACCACCCUCCGUUGUACUGAUCCUUUCGUUGUCUGCGUUUGUGCUGUACUUAACAUGGACUGGCUACAAACGCGCCUCCCAGCUUCCGCCUGGGCCAAAGGGUCUACCUUUAUUAGGAAACGUUCAUCAGCUUCCUCAAGAUUACCAAGAGCGCACAUUCGGCCAUUGGGCUCAGACCUACGGUGAUAUAUUCACCGCAUGGUUCUUCAGGCGGCCAGCAUUGGUUAUCAGUUCGGCGGAUAUCGCACGAGACUUGAUGGAGAAGCGAAGUGCGGUCUACUCGGAUAGACCGCGUUUCGUAUACAUGGCCGAGCUGAUCGGAUGGAAGGCUGUUUUUGUGCUGAACACUACGGAUCUGAACUGGCGGAAGCAUCGGAAGUGGCUGCACAGCUAUAUCUCAGAGAAGGCAGCUCUCAUUAAGUGGCGACAGUCACAGCAAAGGGAGGCAGUGAUACUGCUCAGGAAUCUCCUCCAGGACCCCACACGUCACGACUCGCAUUUUCAAAGAUACAUGGGGGGUAUCAUCAUGGAGAUCGCUUAUGGCCACAUUGUGACGUCGCCGGAUGAUAAGUAUAUUCACCACGCAGACCUUGUCAUGCAAGCUGUUGCGAAGCAUGGGAGCCCGGGUGCGACACCCGUUGAUCUCGUACCUGCAUUGAAAUACCUUCCAACAUGGUUCCCGGGGGCUGGAUUCAAACGGACCGCACUAGCUGCGCACGAGGCCCUCCGCAAAAUGCUUGAUGAACCAUUUGAGAUGGUAGAGAAUGCCAUGGCGUCCGGUGUGGAAUCCAAAUCAUUCACCGCGUCCAUCAUAGAAGAGGUUGCCAGACAGGGCCCGCUCGCUGACGAUGACAAGGAGGCUAUCAAGGAGGUUGCCGCCAUGCUACACGGAGGCAAGUCCAACUUACUGCACUCAUCCCUCGAGCUGUUUACUGAUAAUUAUUCCACAGCUGGUACUGAUACGACCGGUGCAACGCUGGAUACAUUCCUUUUAGCGAUGGUCUUGUUUCCAGAUGUCCACAAGAAGGCUCAGGAAGAAAUUGAUCUCGUCAUCGGCAAUGACCGUCUCCCGAAUUUCAACGACCGCAGCUCGUUGCCAUAUCUGGAAGCCGUAGUGAAAGAGACCUACCGCUGGCACACUGUUGGUCCGCUGGGUGUGCCUCAUCAGGCGAUAUCCGACGGCGAAUAUCGGGGAUACCACAUUGCCAAAGGGACAACCAUCAUUCCGAAUGUGUGGGCGAUGACCCAGGAUCCACGAGACUAUCCAGAACCACAAAUAUUUCGCCCCGAGCGGUUCCUCGCUAAGAAUAGUAAGACCAACGCACGAGAUCCCCGCGAGUAUUCCUUCGGCUUUGGUCGACGCAUCUGUCCAGGAAAGGACCUAGCAGACUCGAGCGUCUGGCUGGCAAUUGCGUACAUCGCCGCCGCGCUGGAUAUCUCCAAGGCGCGAGACGACGCAGGGAGGGAGAUCACCCCUCCAGCAGCGUUUAACUCUGGAUUCAUCAGUCACCCGGUACAUUUCCCGUGCGAGAUCAGGCCGCGAUCCGGGGAGGCGUCCAGUCUGAUGGCCGAGCACAGCGAAAGAGAUGGCACUUGAGUAUUUGAAUUGGUUGUGGCAGUGACCACGGUACCCGUAAAUUACAUACAGCGCAAAAAUGAUGCAGAUAAGAAUUCAUGAAGAGUAUUAGUUGGUCUGAUUCCCACUACCGACCUGCGCGCCGGUCAGCAGAGGGCCUUCGUGAAUCGCCCAAUCAGCAUCAGCGAUAUACAGACCUUAGCACGUUCCAGUAACCUCAUCCCGGAUUAGACCGCUAUAGAUACAUCUAACAGCACGAUACAUACACAAUUAUACAAUAUCACGCCUAGUAACCACCCAUAUCCUCGGAGGCCCUGUGGGAUGCCAUCUGCCGCCGUUGUGUAUCCUCCAGCUUAGGGCAAUUCGAUAUACCGUGACCAAGAC